CAGGAAAGUGUGGCACUCACAACACAACACUCAUGCAGUAGAGGUCCUACACAACUGCCUGCCUUCACUGCCCUGACCAGAUCCCAAAACUCACUCGCGAGACGGAGAGAGAGAGAGGCAAAUGUGGUGUGUGUAAUAGAGGAGGGAUCAGUUAGGUGAACUUCAGAGGGAAAUCUUGAGAGUAGAAAGGCAAGUAAGGACACACUCAGCACAACUUUCCACUACUCUUACAUUUAUUUCUCUUUACCGCAAACCUGAAGCUGUUAGAAAUGGAAGUAGUCGAAGAUGCCCGUUUGCACCUGGACGUGCCCGAGCUGAACAAAUCCCUCACAGAGAUCUCAGACGAUGAAGUCAAUCUCCCAGCUUCUGAGGAUGAAGAUGAGGCUGCCGUCGACAAUAAAGCCAAAGACGGUGGAAAGACAGAAGAGACAGGUGAUGGAGAGAAGGGUGAGAUGAAUGGAGUGAUGGUCCUGGCUCUUCUAGAUAAAAUCAUCGGGGCUGUGGACCAGAUCCAGCAGACACAGGCCGGGCUAGAGGCCCGUCAGGUGGAGAUGGAGAAGUCAGUGACAGGCAUCCAAGGAGAACUCACCAAACUCUCCAAAAGUCACACCACCACAGCCAACAGCGUCAACAAGAUGCUGGAGAAGGUGCGUAAGGUCAGCGUGAACGUAAAGACGGUGCGAGGAAACAUGGAGAAGCAAGCCGGGCAGAUCAAACGUCUGGAGAGCAACGAAAACGAACUUCUGAAGAGAAGAAACUUCAAAGUCAUGAUAUAUCAGGAUGAGGUGAAAAUACCUUCAAAAGUGAAUGUAGCCAAGUCUAUGAAGUUUCCAGAGCACGUGGAGGGAGAGGGGGAGCUGGAAGGCAAAGCAGCCGCAGAAGAAGCAGGAGAGGACAAAGAGAAAGUCAAUUUGGACCUGUCCUCUGAUGAAGAAGAGGCAGAGAUCGAGGAGACCAUUGAGGAGACACGAGCAGAACGCAUCAAACGUAGCAGCCUACAACGCGUCCAAACCAUCAAAACCGCUUUCUCCAGGGACAAGAUGGAGAAAACCAAACAAAAGACCAAGGAGAACUAUGAGAAGACCAAGCAGAAGACCAAAGAAAACUUGGAAAAGACCCGUAUGAAGACCAAAGAGAAUUUGGAAAAAACCAAGCAGAAAACCAAGGAGAACCUCGAGAAGACCAAACAGAAGACCAGAGAGAAUCUGGAGAAAACACGUCACAACAUAGAGAAAAAGAUGGGCAAACUCAGCACCCGCAUGGCAGUGAAUCCGGAGCGCAAAAAAAAGCUUGAGUCCUCGCAGAAGAGGGUGGUAAAGUCUUUCACCCCAGACCACAUCAUCUACGCCCGCUCCAAGACGGCCGUCUACAAGGUCCCACCCUUCACCUUUCACGUGAAGAAGAUCCGCGAGGGAGAAGUGGAAAUUCAAGGAACCGAAAUGGUGGAGGUUGGUGGGGAUGCAGAGGAGGUGGAGAACGCAGUGAUGGAGGGAGAAGAUGAAGAGAUGGAGAUGGAAGGUGGAGAGAUGGAGGAGGAUGACGACGAGGCAACAGAGGAAAGCCAUGAGAUGCGGGCACUGCUUAAGAGGGGAGAAGACUCUGAUCUGGUGUUGGUGGAACACGACCACGAUAGAGACAGCGAUUAGAGAAAACAUUGUCUGCAUGUGUAUCUGUGCUUUAGGGUGCUUACACACUAGAGAAAGCUCUGAUGGAACAUUUUAUUUAUAAAAAGCAUGAGAUCUGGUCUGAGGACUGGUUCAGUUUAAAAUCAAAUAGGAUAACAGCGAAUUGGAUAUCCAAAAAACUGAACCUGUCUCUCUGUGAUUCUCAAUGGUCAAUAGAUGUGUAGAUCUGAGUUUGUUAUAACAAACGUUAAAAGUGAAGUGUUUCAUUUUUCAGCUAUUUUUAGUGUCACCAAAUGAAAUUUUUAAAAUCAGUUUGGUUGGAAAGGUUGAGUCAGUGUUGGUGGAGAUGUUCAAACAAACAAUACACUGUCUUGGGCUAAUUCACCUAUGAAUUUUAGCCUAUAUAGUCAUCUUAGCAUAUUAAGCAGGGAUGGGAGAAAAUAUUUCAACAUUGAAUAAUCACACACUUCAUCUUUAACAUUUUGUCAACUUUAAAUUGCAUAAUGGUGCAUCACUUUUGCAGUCCCCUGGGUUUUUCCUGUUUCCAUUUCAUUCCCACUUAAAUCAUUAGAUACUCUAGUGUGUAGGUGCCUUAAAUGUGUAUGCUGAAGAUAUAAAAUGUUGACAUGAACGUGUCUGUUUGUGUGUGACAGAACAUGUGUGUGAAUUUCCAUAUUUUCUGGCAAAAUUUAAGAUGACUCCAUUCAGUUAAAGGAACAGUAUGUAAGAAAUGUAUAUCAAUGAAUCAUAAAAUGGCCCUGAUGUGUCACUAGACAUUAAGAAAUAAUUUUCAUUUCAAAUACUUAUAUCACUGACAACAGGGGUAUAGCCAGGAUAUUGUCAUUUAAAAAGUGGAGUUGCAGCCCUCAACUGAUGUUUAUGUUGUCAUUUCGUGUAUUGGCCACCAGUUGUGUGAUUGCAGUACCAGUUUUGGCCACAAUCCUACAUACUGUUCCUUUAAUGUCUAUUGGGUUGAGAUUUACCUUGCAACAGUGAAAAAAAAUGGUUGGUCAACCUAAAAAAAAUAAGUUACCUGGUUGCCUUAGUUAUUUCAACUCAAAAACACUAGUUUUGUUUAAUUUUACACAUAUUUUUGGAGUCAACAAAUAUUUUAGUCAAGUCAAAUCUAUUCAAAAUUGUAAGGCAACCAGUUACGUAACUUAUUACAAGUUGAACCAACAAAUAUUUUUUUACAGUGUAGUCCAAGUAACUUACUUAUGUAAAUGUUUGCUUGUAGUCAUCCCCUAUGGUGACAAGUAUGUAUGUUGACCAAUAAGAUGAAAAACAGGGCCGAUGAUCAAUGUGAUCAUUAUUGUGCUAGCUGGCCCAAAUAAAGAGAUGAUUUUCCAUUUAUAAAUAUGAGAAAGCUUGAUGAAAUUCAUUUCAUAAUUUUAGAUUGUUCUGUUAUGCAAAAAGAUUCUUUCUCUUUAUUUACAUUAUAAAGAUACACAAGAGUCACAUAUAAAGCUAAAGAGUCACUUCACUUAUCGUAGACAGUGGAGAUAAAAGAACCUGAAAUCCUGCUUUUAAGUGAUCAUUUUUAUAUAUAUCUUUUAUAUAUCCUAUGGUUUAAUGAAUAAUGUUGAAUUAUUUUAAAACAGGCUGUCACUGUCAAACAUUUACACUGAAUGCUUUUAUUUGUUCUCAAUGUAACAAACUACACAAAUGGUGAAGAAUCUAAGGUUUUACAUCUUCGAAGGAAAUUGAAAACUUGUUUUAUACUCAUAAUUUGCAAAAUUUACAAAUAAAGAAGGAAAUUAUUCUCAUAAAUUACAGGAAAGCAAUGCAGGCUUGCAGAAAGUUCAACAAAAGGCAACAAAGCUCUUAACCCAACUACUGUUUGUGUAACAUUUGUACGUCCCCUAGUGGAUGUGUGUGGUAGUGUUGUAAUGGACCAAUGACUGGUGAGCUAUUGCCCUGUCAGCUAUAAAAUAAAAACACAUAAGAAACAAAAUAAAUAUGAAUUGCAUGACAGCUAUUGCCAAAAGAAACUCCUGAUCUUGACUUAAAUAUAUAUAAUUCACUGCUAUUACAUACUGUAGAGCACAAACAUUCAUCCAAGGUUUCUGAAAUGCUUUCUCUUCAUUGCUCAGAUUGUAUUAUUUUAGUCAUUGCUUCAUAGACUUGUAAAGGUUCUACUUCACUAUAAAAAUCUUACCUUUAUUAUUUGAUACUUUUGCUUGUGUAGCUGAAGCAUACGAAUACUUCUCUUGUAAUGUCACAUUUCUUAACCACUAAUGUGUUAAUAAACCAUUCUGCUUCACACUUAA
Misgurnus anguillicaudatus (oriental weatherfish) is the source of this 3895-nucleotide messenger RNA. The record is from RefSeq and is a predicted model, not a curated record. NCBI's taxonomy places the organism in Eukaryota, Metazoa, Chordata, Actinopteri, Cypriniformes, Cobitidae.